Molecule: messenger RNA, 1035 nt
Organism: Acanthochromis polyacanthus (spiny chromis)
Lineage: Eukaryota; Metazoa; Chordata; Actinopteri; Pomacentridae
Product: low affinity immunoglobulin gamma Fc region receptor II-like
Exons: 5
Coding region: 27-767 (246 amino acids)
Biological process (GO): cell surface receptor signaling pathway
Molecular function (GO): transmembrane signaling receptor activity
Source: RefSeq, a predicted model, not a curated record
UUGACGUCAAAGUGCACCAACACAUCAUGGAGUUCACAUCAGCCUGCCUGGUGAUCUCAGCCACUCUGAGCAUCCUGCCAGACAGAUCCCAGUUUUUCCGGUAUGAAUCCUUCUCUUUGAGCUGUUCGGUGCCUGACAACUCCAGCGACUGGAAGGUGUUGAGGAACACUUCCUCUAAGAACUUUGUUCAAUGUGGGGACAAUUGGGGUCAACCAAAUGGCUUCAUGUGCAACAACAGCAACAUUUACGCCUCCGACACUGGACAGUACUGGUGCCAGUCCAAGAAGGGCGAGUGCAGCAACGUCCUCAACGUCACUGUGCACACUAACGUUGUGAUCUUGGAGAGUCCUGCAUUACCUGUGAUGGAGGGAAGCAAAGUGACACUUCGCUGUUCCUACAAGGAAAGAUAUGACCAGGAUUCUUCAUCUGGUUUCAAUGCUUCAUUCUACAAAAAUGACGUUUUUCAGGGAAAUCACACUGGAGAGAUGGUCCUUCCAGUUGUGUCCAAGUCCCACGAAGGGUCCUACAAAUGUGGACACCCAGUAAAGGGAGUGUCACCAUCAAGCUGGCUGACUGUGAGAGUCAAAGCUAAGCGUACAACCACCUCUGCCACGCCCACUCAUCCUCCUGGGAUAACUCCUAUCAAUCUGGUGUCUUUCAUCCUGCUGUUCAUCCUCUACACUGUCAUACUCAUACUGUGUGUCUACGUGAUGAGAAAGCUGGCUCAAGCUCGAGCUAAAUACAGAGUUUCUCGUGGGCUGAAAUGAUGAGAGGAACAACAACAUUUUACUCUGAAGAAGACAAUCAUCUUUUUUUAAAAAAAAUACAUAUUUAGUAUGACAUUAACUUCUUCUUAUAAUCACUUUGCUGGCACAGCGUGAUGCAUUCAUGACAUAAGAUGCUUCAAACUGAUAUAAAGAUGUCACCUAUUUGAUAAGCUUGACUUAAACAUUAUGCUACUUGCAUUUGUUAUUCUAAUGUUACAGUGUUAAUCUCUGCUAUUGCUUAAUAAAGAUGUUGACUUGGUUGUCUGUA